CAUAUGAACUGAAAAAAGAACCAAUCACUUUAGGAAGUGAUUCGUUCACUCUCGUUCAAUGAAAAGAAAUCGUUCUUUUGAACGAAUCGUUCACUCACGAGCCAAUACUACAGAAAAGGGCAUCGCUUCCCAUAAGUACAUCAGCUUUGUUUUCAACAUAACAAGUAAAAAUUCCACACUUGGUAAAUUACGAGAAAAUAAUGAGAAAAUCAUUUAAUAUGCCCAAUGUUCUUUGUGCAUGUGACACCCCUGACUAGUGAGACCAAACAGCCCAGGUCAAAGUCCAAGUAAACAUAAAAGGGUUGGAUCGGUUUUGCACACAAUGGAGAUUCCCAUUUUUAUAGUGGAUGCCUUUACCAAUUUGCCAUUUAAAGGGAACCCAGCAGCUGUUUGUCUUUUAAACCAUGAGUUGCGCGAUGAAUUGUACCAGAAGAUAGCAGCAGAGAUAAACUUAUCAGAGACGGCCUUCAUCACCGCUGUCAAGCCUUCUGCGGAUUUCACAAAGGGUUCGAGGUUCCACCUCCGUUGGUUCACACCGACCACAGAGGUCAAUUUGUGCGGUCACGCCACUCUGGCUUCUGCUGCCGUGCUCUUCAAGCACAAACAAAAUCUGAAUUCUACUGUGGUGUUUGAGACCAGAAGUGGUGAUCUGUCUGUGGUACAGCAGGGAGAGGAUUUAGUGAUGGAUUUUCCCCUCAACCCAGCCACCAAGCAGGUUCCUGAUCAAUUUACAGAUCUUAUCAAGGCUUCAGUCGGAGACCACCCAGUCCAGGAUGUUUAUUUUAGCGCCAACACUAAAAAACUGCUGCUCCGACUGGAGGACACCUGUGACAGGUCAGUGCUCACCGGUCUUCAAGUCAAACCCGAUGCUCUGUUAAGCAGCGACAAGAGCGGACAUGUCAAAGGCCUCAUAGUCACCAUGAAAGGGUCUCCAGAUUGCCAGCCAAGAUAUGACUUCUACUCCAGAUAUUUUUCACCUUGGAAUGGAAUUCCGGAGGAUCCCGUCUGCGGUUCUGCACACACUGUACUGGCAAGUUACUGGUCCGAAGAACUGGGAAAGAAGAAAAUGCUUGCGUUCCAAUGUUCUGGACGAGGUGGAGAGCUGCAGCUCGAGGUGAGAGAAGAUGGAAGACUCAACAUUGCGGGGAAGAGCGUCACUGUGCUGCAGGGAACAAUUACACUGUAGACACCUGCAGAGACCUGAGGUCAUGUUUUAUCAAUAAUUUUAUUAUUCAAAUAGGUGACAAAAAAAGACAAAAGGACAGAUAAAAUUACAGACGACCCAAUUAUACAAAAA
Syngnathus typhle (broad-nosed pipefish) is the source of this 1297-nucleotide messenger RNA. Its product is annotated as phenazine biosynthesis-like domain-containing protein 1. The transcript is spliced from 10 exons. Gene Ontology annotation, molecular function: isomerase activity. Lineage: Eukaryota; Metazoa; Chordata; Actinopteri; Syngnathiformes; Syngnathidae. The coding region runs from base 323 to 1186 and encodes 287 amino acids. Gene Ontology annotation, cellular component: cytoplasm. The record is from RefSeq and is a predicted model, not a curated record. Gene Ontology annotation, biological process: biosynthetic process.